AUGUCAGAUUACGACCAACAAGUUGUCAAGACAGGGGUGCAAUACUCGAACAGAGUCUUUAUUGGCAACCUUCACACACGGAUGGCGGAAUACGACGUGUGUACGAUCAUGAGACAUUACAAAUUCUACCCAGAGGACAUAAAGGUAAUACGGGACGUUAAUGGGUGCAGUAAGGGAUAUUGUUUCGUGGAUUUUAGAAGCGAAAAUGAAGCUAAGAGACUGCUAGCUCAGGAGAACAUUGAAUCCAAGUUCGGUAGAAAGUUGCUGAUCAAACCUGCCAUUCGCAUACGAAGAAAAGAGGUCCUGGUGGUGAAACAACAGACAACUGCCAGCCACGCUCUAGAGUGCAGCGCCUCCCCAGAUAUGGCCAGUAGGGGUUACCCGUCCCAAGACCACACUCCUACGACCUACACCAGUUGUCACUAA
Bolinopsis microptera is the source of this 426-nucleotide messenger RNA. RefSeq names its product protein boule-like. Gene Ontology annotation, cellular component: cytoplasm. The transcript has a single exon. NCBI's taxonomy places the organism in Eukaryota, Metazoa, Ctenophora, Tentaculata, Lobata, Bolinopsidae. Gene Ontology annotation, molecular function: translation activator activity; mRNA 3'-UTR binding. The record is from RefSeq and is a predicted model, not a curated record. The coding region runs from base 1 to 426 and encodes 141 amino acids. Gene Ontology annotation, biological process: 3'-UTR-mediated mRNA stabilization; positive regulation of translational initiation.